AGUCGGUAAUUUGCUCGGAUCUCAGCUGAAACGAGUCAAUUGCAUGCAAGGUUACGCAUUUCUAUUACUGCUUCUACCAGCGCACGCCCUCGAAACGAAAAUGGCUGCGAGAAAGGUUGCCGCAGUGAUUGGCUAUGGACCUGGCAUCGGCCACAGCUGCGCGGCGCUCUGGUCAUCGAAGGGAUACUCCGUCGCACUCGUGAGCCGCACGGCGUCGAAGCUCGAGACGGCCACCACGCAGAUUCCCAAUUCUGCCGCGUUCCCGUGUGAUAUUACUGACAACGCAGCGCUCACGACGACGAUGAAAUCCAUCGCCGCACAACUGGGCCCCGUCGACACGUUAUUGUACAACGCGGGCAACGGCGUCUGGAAAAAAUUUAAUGAGAUAUCUGUAGAGCAGUUAGACAUGGCUAUGAAGACGAAUGUUUAUGGGUUGCUCACCUGCGCCCAGUGCUGCACGCCGGCGAUGGUCGACAAGGGCGGCGGCAACAUCAUCGUCACCGGCGCGACCGCUUCCUUAAGAGGUAUGCCGUUCACGAGCGCCUUCGCCGCGGCCAAGGGCGGCCAGAAAAGCCUCGCGCAGUCCAUGGCGCGCCAGCUCUGGAAGGACAACGUCCACGUCGCGUAUGCCAUCAUCGAUGCCGCGGUCGGCGACGGCGAGGGCAAGAUGCACCCCGACAGCAUCGCGCGCGAGUACUUCCACCUCGCCGAGCAGACGUCCGACUGCUGGUCGUUCCAGCACCACAUCCAGUGCAAGACGUCGGACAUGAGUCUGCUCUAGUGAAUAAGUCAUGACUGUGUU
This is a messenger RNA of Pelagomonas calceolata, 802 nucleotides long. Lineage: Eukaryota; Pelagophyceae; Pelagomonadales; Pelagomonadaceae. The record is from the annotation of a GenBank genome assembly.